AUGAAUCGAUUUAUUGACGGUGAUUUUAGUAAGAAAGCACUUCCACCUAUUUGUGACUAUCAGAGUGAAAAACUUGUAUCAUUAGAAGAAGCUUUAAAGUUUAUUGUACCUCUUAUCGAACAAUUAGAUCGUUCUAUUCAUGCAGCUAAAAAAUUGUGUCAUUUUCCAGCAGAAGACAAUCUUACUCAUGAUGAAUCAGCUGCAUUAUAUUUAUAUACGAUGGAAGGAGGUGAAAAUAGUUUCUAUCGUGUAUUAAAUCGGGCAUUAUUAUGUGAAGAUCAAUCUUCUUUAAAACUCUGGUUUCCCUAUUUAAAACUUCUCCAUACAGCACUCGAUAAAUUACCUACUGUAAGUAGAAAUAUUUGGCGAGGUGUAGUCGGUGAUAUUGGUCACGAAUUAAAGAAGAAUGAAGAAUUAACCUGGUGGAAUAUUAGUUCAUGUUCAUUAUCGAUAGAUGUUAUCAAAGAUUAUUUAUCUACUACAGAUCGAUCAACACUUUUCUUAAUUGAAGCUGUACAUGGUAAAGAUAUUUCUCAUUAUACAAAUUAUCCUGGUGAAGAUGAAAUAUUAUUGGGUCCAGGCAUUCAAUUACGUGUUGUUGAUAAUGUAACAGAUCUUCCUGGUGGUCUUAACAUUAUACAUUUAGCAGAAGUAGCCAAUUAUCAUGAUAAACUAUUACAACCAUCUAUAACUCCAAUACAUACCUUGUCAAUAUCAACAGACAAAGAUAAUCAUCAUAAAGAAACACGACAUUGCACAGCAUUAACUAUUUUCGCUCCAUUAACGUCAUCAAUUUCAAAGAGAUCAUCUACCGAAUCUCAUAGGAGACGAGAAUCUACCCUUUAA
Adineta steineri is the source of this 846-nucleotide messenger RNA. The record is from the annotation of a GenBank genome assembly. NCBI's taxonomy places the organism in Eukaryota, Metazoa, Rotifera, Eurotatoria, Adinetida, Adinetidae.